AUGUCGACCACACAGCAAGCCGCUCCGACCAGUGCCCACCAUGUCGCGAUCCCGACUGUGACAACCACUGAGCCGUCGGACAGCGAGCGAACGGCCGCGUCCGAAGCCCAGUCCGCUGCCACUCACCACGAUUCGGCUGCGGGCACGGAGCGCACGAGCGCGCUCCAUGGCUACGGUUCGACGAGCAAGAUGGUGACGUUGCCGUCCGAUUCGACCCCGACGGACCGAUCCGAUACCAACGACGAUACCACGCCGCCGUCGGACCAGCCCUUCUCGCGUCGCAGCACGCGAGCGUCGGCCGGCGCAACCGCUGCCGCGGGCGAGGGGGCCUUUGAGAAGUUGCCGCUCAAGAAGCGACUGACCGAUUUGCUGAUCGCCGAGCGAAAGAUCUCGCGAGAACCGACCUUGAAGGAAUCGUUGUGGGCCAUCAUCACCGCGACCUGGCUCAAUGUCUUGCUCGUAUUCAUUCCCGUCAGUGCCAUCUCCUUUCUUUGAUUCUUUGAGUCACUCGGAGGUGCUGCCACUACUAGCUCGUGGUGCCGCGAUACUGGGGGUGGGGCUUCUGUCGAGAGCCCGACGCAGGUACAUUGGCGGCACCAAGGGCAGUCAGGACCGCCGACCGGUUGUCAAUGCGGGUUGGGACGACUGCCCGAAGCUGACGGCGAGCGUCAACAAUCCUCUGUAUUCUUCAGGUCGGAUGGGCGCUUCAUUUCGCCAAGGUCAACGACACGAUCAUCUUCAUCUUCACCUUCUUGUCGAUCAUCCCUCUGGCCAAGAUGCUGGGCACCGGCACCGAAGAGCUCGCUCUGCGGGUCGGCCAGACGCUGGGUGGGUUGCUCAACGCCACGCUUGGUAACGCGGUGGAAGUGAGUCUCAGUAUCUCGGCUGCAUACCUGCGCCUGCGAUCCUGCAGUGAUGGCUCGGGGCGGAAUCUGACUACCCCGCCGUGCCCCAUGCCCAUCCGCAGUUGAUCAUCGCCAUCAUUGCGCUCGUCAAAUGCGAGAUCCGCGUAGUACAAUCGUCUCUGCUGGGUUCGAUCCUGUCCAACCUCCUCCUGGUGAUGGGGAUGUAAGUUCGAGGUUGCCUUGUGAGCUUCGAAUCCGAGCUGAUGCAGCGCCGCCUCGAGCACCCUCGGCUUCACAUCGAUCGGGCAGGUGCUUCUUCCUCGGUGGCCUGCGCUACAGCGAACAGGCGUUUGGGGGUGCCGCGGCCCAGCUCAACAGCUCGUUACUCGUCAUUUCCGUCAUCGCCAUUCUGGUUCCAGUCAGUUUUCUGUCGUCGUGCUGCGACACUCGCUGAGGGCAAAAGCUGGUCAAUAACCUGACGCGUCUUUCUUGUCGGACCCUUUCGACGAACAGGCCGGAUAUUCCGCGGCCUUCCGCGACACCAACUCGGAUUCGUUCGAAAAGAGUUCCAUCCUGUCUAUGUCACGAGGAACCUCAAUCUUGCUCUUACUCACUUGUAAGCACUGACACCAGAGAAUCGCAAUUGAGCAGUCGACUGACUAAGAACCUGUACUUGGGGACAACAGACGGCGCCUACCUCAGCUUCCAACUCUUCACACAUCCGCACCUGUACGUUGAGGCCGCACAACAAGACAACGGUGAGGAUUUCACCAAAAAGCUCAAGCUGGGGAGAAAGGAAAAGACGGCGUUCAAGCCCGCCAAGUCGGUCCGCAAGCCUCGCCAGGCCCUCGUCGACCCCGAGGAAGGCGCAGUGCAAGACGACGACGACGAGGAAGUGCCCACGCUGACGCUCUGGGCGGCCGUCGGUCUACUUGUCGUCGCCACGGUGCUCAUUGCGAUCACGGCCGAGUUCUUGGUCAGGUGAGGGAGAGCGCCUCCGUCGUAGCGACGCGGCACCCAAACUUAUGCGCGGUGACUGCUGCGCAGCUCGAUCAACGGUUUGACAGAGCAGCACCCCGAGAUCAGUGUGGAAUGGGUGGGAUUGAUCCUGCUCCCCAUCGUCGGGUAAGUCGAUCGUGCCCUGACUUGCCGUACGAUUCAGCUAUACGAAACUAACAUUACGUGCGCUUGACUUGCAGCAACGCUGCCGAGCAUCUGACGGCUGUCGCAAGUGGUCUCCACGACAAGCUCGAUCUCGCGUUGGGCGUCGCCGUGGGCUCCUCAAUCCAGAUCGCCCUUUUUGUCAUACCCUUCAUGGUCACGCUCGGCUGGAUACUCAACAAGCCGCUCUCGCUCUUGUUCGACCCGUUCGAGUCGAUCGUCCUCUUCCUCUCGGUCCUCAUCGCGAACUACACCCUGCAAGACGGUCGAUCCAACUGGAUGGAAGGAUGGUUGGUGCGUCGGGACAUGUCUCGGGCUCGUACGAUGCAUGCAUCUGACCCGUUUCUCCCUUGACCCGUUUCCCCCUUUGUACUGCCGACUUUACCCUCUAGCUCAUGAUGGUAUAUGUCAUCAUCGCGGUCAGCUUGUAAGUAAAUGGCCUAACGAGUGUCGAUGUCUGGACUGCAAUGGCUGACUGCUCUCCCAACUCUUGUCCGCACAGGUGUAAGCCCUCGAACGAGAGCGCUAGACCUGGAGGGCUGACCACGAGAGCUCAAAGCUGACAGACAAUUUGUUCGUUUGCUGCUCGUUCAGGGUACUAUCCCUCUGGCACUACGCCCGAAGCGGCGCUCUUCACCUGCUGAGUCGUGCACGACGACAGUUUCGAUAUCCUUCCUCUUCGUUCCUUCCAACCCCAUUUUUGAUCUGGGCCGUGAUCAUUCCACACUCAUCGAGCACAUCUAUCACUCGUUGGUCAACACUGUACCACUAUAUUGUAAACGCGAUCGCCUUUGGCUUGGCAUUUUUCAUUCUCGGUGGUGUUCUCUACUUUAUUCGACACGGCUUGCAGUGCUUCGCCGAUGAAUCUGCCCACAAUCGGGCAUGUACUUGUCGUGCCGGGGUGCUGUGCUGA
Molecule: messenger RNA, 2919 nt
Organism: Microbotryum saponariae
Lineage: Eukaryota; Fungi; Basidiomycota; Microbotryomycetes; Microbotryales; Microbotryaceae
Source: the annotation of a GenBank genome assembly